Miniopterus natalensis is the source of this 4050-nucleotide messenger RNA. NCBI's taxonomy places the organism in Eukaryota, Metazoa, Chordata, Mammalia, Chiroptera, Miniopteridae. The record is from RefSeq and is a predicted model, not a curated record.
CCUCAAUCCCAUUAAUAUAAAGCCCUGAGGAACCCCCACAGACCGUGCACCAAGAAUUCAGUUCAGGUUCUCUGCAGAUGGGCGUCAGUAUCAUCUACUAGACAGCAGGAUGGAGACCACGCCCUUAAACUCCCAGAAGGAGCUGUCAGAGUAUAAGGAUGGAGAAGACUGUCAGGAAAAUGGAGUUCUACGGAAGGGUGUCCCUGCCUCUGGGGAGAAAGUGGAGUCCAGCCAGAUCACCAAUGGGUACUCAGCGGUACCGAGCCCCAGUGCAGGAGAUGACACUCAGCACUCCACCCCGGCUGCCACCACCGCCCUAGUGGCGGAGGUUCACCAAGGGGGACGGGAGACCUGGAGCAAGAAGAUGGAUUUCCUCCUGUCGGUCAUUGGCUAUGCUGUGGACCUGGGCAAUGUCUGGCGCUUUCCCUACAUUUGUUACCAGAAUGGAGGGGGGGCAUUCCUCCUCCCCUACACCAUCAUGGCCAUCUUUGGGGGCAUUCCACUCUUCUACAUGGAGCUUGCGCUGGGCCAGUACCACCGAAACGGAUGCAUUUCAAUAUGGAGGAAAAUCUGCCCGAUUUUCAAAGGGAUCGGCUACGCCAUCUGCAUCAUUGCCUUUUACAUCGCCUCCUACUACAACACCAUCAUGGCCUGGGCGCUCUACUACCUCAUCUCCUCGCUCACCGACCAGCUGCCCUGGACCAGCUGCAAGAACUCCUGGAACACUGGCAACUGCACCAACUACUUCUCAGGGGACAACAUCACCUGGACACUCCACUCCACGUCCCCUGCAGAGGAAUUUUACACGCGCCAUGUCCUGCAGAUCCACCGGUCUAAGGGACUCCAGGACCUGGGGGGCAUCAGCUGGCAGCUUGUCCUCUGCAUCAUGCUGAUCUUCACUGUUAUCUACUUUAGCAUCUGGAAAGGAGUCAAAACAUCUGGCAAGGUGGUAUGGGUGACAGCCACCUUCCCUUAUGUCAUCCUUUUGAUCCUGCUGGUGAGGGGGGCCACCCUCCCUGGAGCCUGGAGGGGUGUUCUUUUCUACUUGGAACCCAGCUGGCAGAAACUCCUGGAGACAGGGGUGUGGGUGGAUGCUGCUGCUCAGAUCUUCUUCUCUCUUGGUCCUGGCUUUGGGGUCCUACUGGCUUUUGCUAGUUAUAACAAAUUCAACAACAACUGUUAUCAAGACGCCCUGGUGACCAGCCUGGUGAACUGCAUGACCAGCUUCGUUUCAGGAUUUGUCAUUUUCACGGUGCUUGGCUAUAUGGCCGAGAUGAGGAAGGAAGACGUGUCCGAGGUGGCCAAAGACGCAGGCCCCAGCCUCCUCUUCAUCACGUACGCGGAGGCCAUCGCCAACAUGCCGGCGGCCACGUUCUUCGCUAUCAUCUUUUUCCUGAUGUUGAUCACCCUGGGCUUGGAUAGCACGUUUGCAGGCUUGGAGGGGGUGAUCACAGCCUUGCUGGACGAGUUUCCGCACAUCUGGUCCAAGCGGAGGGAGUGGUUAGUGCUCGGUGUGGUCGUUGCCAGCUUCUUCGGGUCCCUGGUCACACUGACUUUUGGCGGGGCCUACGUGGUGAAGCUGCUGGAGGAGUAUGCGACGGGGCCUGCGGUGCUCACCGUGGCCCUCAUAGAGGCCAUGGCUGUGUAUUGGUUCUACGGCAUCACUCAGUUCUGCAGCGACGUGAAGGAGAUGCUGGGCUUCAGCCCUGGAUGGUUUUGGAGGAUCUGCUGGGUGGCCAUCAGUCCUCUCUUUCUCCUGUUCAUCAUUUGCAGUUUUUUGAUGAGCCCGCCGCAGCUGCGACUUUUCCAGUAUAAUUAUCCUCACUGGAGUAUCAUCCUGGGCUACUGCAUAGGAACCUCGUCUUUCAUCUGCAUCCCCACGUAUAUAGCCUACCGGCUGAUCACCACUCCAGGGACACUGAAGGAGCGUAUUAUUAAAAGUGUCACCCCAGAAACACCAACAGAAAUUCCCUGUGGGGACAUCCGCUUGAAUGCCGUUUAAAACGCUUCAACCAGAGGAAAGUGGCUUCCCAACAACCUCUUCCUCCAGCUCUGACAAGUCGCACGCCUUCUCCCUCCGAGUGAAUGCGUUUCCGUCUUAGCCUGACGGCGGAAGGGCCUUCUGCACAGGGACCCAGCCCCAGAAGGCUGCGGGGCCCAGACUCUCGCGGCCUCCAGCCCCUACUUUCCGUGAUAUCUCCCGGACAUAGUCCCACGUUAGACUCGGUGAUGCAGCCGAACGGGACGAUUUUGGAUGCGUGAGGGUGUGUAUGGAGGUGACGAAAACCACCAUGUAAUCAGUUAGGAUUAGGUUUAGCAUCAAGCCUGUGAACGUCUCCUGUAUCAUUUCGCAUUAUGAUCACUGGUAUCUGACAUCUGUUUACGUCCACAGUUUUCAUUGUUCAUGGAUGUAUAAACCAUGUAGGAGAAAGCGGGGUGCUGUCUUGCUAGCCAUAUAUUUUCUGAGUAGCAUAGAAUUCCAUAGCUGGAUCUACUAGACCCCUGUAACCCAUGUGCUGCUUUGGAGUCAGGCGAGGAAAAUAUAAGAAACUAAGCUGAAAAACAAUGUGUACGUGUGAGCAUGCGUGUCUUUGUGUACUGUUGUUUCAGUGUAUCUUUAUCUUCAUUCCGAUACCUUGGGCCCAUUACAAACUAUGCAUUUCCUCUCAUUUGUCUUACAUUAACCAGUUCCACCUACUCCAGUGUGGAUGUAUGUUAUUACUUGAAGAGCGUAAUUACUACAGCAUGCUCUGCCACCAUCUCCUUUUCCAGGGACACUUGAGCCCGCACACCCUUCUUCAUGGGCCAGCCUUUGGCAUUUGCUGGACUUGACUGUCAUCUUCCUGUCUCUCUCUGCUAAACAUUUAGGAUAAAGUUCCACAAGCAAAUCUGGCUUAUUUCAGGAGUCUCUGGGACUGGCCAUGAACUACUUUGAAGGUGGAUAUUGACAAACGCAUCUUGGGUGUUCAGCUGGCCAUCUCACUUAAGCUCCGUAUGCUUCACGUGGCUUGAGUCUGACCGCUGAGACCGUUGAGGUUACUUUGCUUUGUGAAGACAGGAUACAGUUCUCACUAACAGGGUACAUAGAUUUGGCGCCCUGACCUAAACCUAGGACAUCCUCAAUCCAAAAGUAAUUAAGCGCCUGGGACAGCCUUAAGUGGAACGCUCCCCCCACCCCCAGCCCCUGGACUCUUCCUGGUCGACCACCAGGAUUGUGAACCCUCCAGAUAAUUUUCAAGAUUGAGUCUAAGGAAGGCUUACUGGAAAAGGGUCAGUUACAUGAAUAACCUUUCAAAUUCCACACAUAGCCCUUAGCACAGAUCAAGUAAAUUUGACCUUGGGUGGCUUACGGCUCCCAGGUGCAUGGGUAGAGAAGCCAGUUUUGCCUUGUGUGAGAUUUCCUUAUCAAAACCUUACAAGGGAACCAACGCCUAGUCAAAGAUAAACCAACUCAGUUAUCUAGCUCUGUGUCACUUCAGUCCUAUAUAUAAAUCAAAUUUAAUUCUAACAGCCUCAUAGAAAGAUCUACGUAGCAGAGGCCGCGUUUUAUUCAUUUAUAGUUCCUCCUCCCUGGCCCUCCUCUUGUAUUCAUUCCCCCUGCAUCCUUCUAUUUCUGAUUCUUUGCCUUUCCCAGCCGGGUAUUUUCCUUAUAGGUGAUGGUGGCUGAGUUUCCUGAAAUAUUACAGGAAAAGAGAAGGGGGAUUAAAAAAAUAUUCCGUAGUGACCUACCUUCACGAUCUCCACUCUUCCAUUCCCCCUUGCUGCCUCACUCCCAUCCUCUCUGCCUUGCAGCGUGCUGAAAGAGCAGCGGAGUCAGUGGCCAACAGCUUUGCAAAUUUUAAGACCUUGCUUUAUAAAGAUAUUGGGAUAUGGAUUCUCCCCAUCCCACACCCACUUAUGCAUUCUCCAAAGAUAACGUUUUCAAAAAGCACCUUUUCAAACAGAAUUAGAAUUUUGCUAAGACAGGUGUUAAAGGAAUUAUAUAGUUGUUUUGGAAAGUUUUCAAACUUCACUAGACAAAAAAAUAAAAAUAAAAAAAUCCCAAAUCUC